AUGACUAUUGCGUAUGCGUAUGUUGGCGGAAUUAAAAAUCUUGCAAACACAUGCUAUAUGGGUAGCUCACUUCAAAUUUUAUACAGGUAUAAACCAUUCGUUGACUUUCUUGAAAAAAAUCAAGCCAUUCCCGAAAUAAAAGUUUUAUAUGAAUUUUCAGAAUCAAUUCGAACUCAAUACAUAACAAAUCCAUCUCCAAUUAUUGAUGUUAUGAAGAUCAAUUAUACAGAACAGCAUGAUCUUACUGAAUUUUUUGCAAAAUUUGUCGAUUUUAUUAGUAAAUGCUACAAACAACCAGAGCCAAAUGAUUUUACGUUGUUGUUUACAAACAGCCUAUUCAUAUCUCAAGAAGUUCCUUUAGAUACUUUUAUAUUUCUGACAUUACCCGUUAUUGAAGAUUUAGACCUUCAACAACUCAUACACAUACAAUUAGAAUCAAGAAAAUCCAAAUUUCAUACAAAAUCAACGGAUUUAUUCUUAGUUCAAUUAAAUCGAAUGACUUACGAUAAAAAUACACGUUCUUUUCAAAAGAAUUGCAGUUUCGUUAUGAUCCCUAGCGAGCUAGACCUUACAGCCUUUGGUGGAGAAAAAUACCAACUCUACGCCGUGAGUACUCAUAUUGGAACUGGUUUUAAAGGCCAUUACAUCACUUAUGUGCAUGAUGCUGCUGGAUGGAUUGAAAUAAACGAUGAUUUGAUUACAGAACAAACAGAAGGAGAUGCUUUCAGUAAGUUUAAUGAUGGAAACAGAAAUGCUUACGUAAUUGCUUAUGUAACUAACAGAAACAAUAUUAUAACUCUUAGAGAUAAAGUUGAAAUGCAUUUAUCCCAGGUUGUUCCUAUUGAAAUCACUUCAUAUUCUCAAAAUACUUAUAAUCUUUACAUUAAAAUCUUCGAUUCAUCGACAAUGAGCAUCAAAGAAGAGCAGAAGUUCAUGCAAACUAAAGAAUCCGCUAUAGAAAUCAUCAAUUCCUACAGCGAAAAUUAUGAUGUUCAAUUUAGUAUCGACAACAAGCAUCUUUCAGAAGAUAUACCUCAUGAAUUCCUUUAUAACUUCUCAACAUUGUAUUUAUAUUGCCAAUCCAAGCAAAGGAUUUACAUGAGUGAUGUAUUUUUCACUCAACCUUGCGAAUACGAGUUUACAAUUUACCAGACACCUGUAAAAUUCCAAGGAAAGUUCCAUCCUAACCAAAAAACUAAUGAUAUGCUUAAAUUUGCCGAAAACGUGUUAUUUACCUAUUUAAACUUAAGAAAACAAUCAAUUACUUUGCUGAUAGUAGAUGCGUUGUAUGGAAAGACUUUGUUCUAUAAUGUUCCUGAUAACAUUCCAAUUAAAAAUUUCAGACAUUUAGUCAAAUCAAAUAGCAUCACAAUUGCCUUUUCCGAACUUUUGUGUCCUAAAAUUGAGCCAUUUAGAAUCAAAUAUUUGAAGAAACAUCGGAUUUUGACAUAUUUAGAAGAGAUUCAUUUUGAUUUCAAAGAGAUAAAGGGUCUCACGGGUUCUGAUAUCAUCACCAAUAAAUUUGGACUAAGGAAUUUAGAGUCUACGAACAUUUAUUACCUAUCAAAGAAAUAUACUUUGAUUCAAUGCACCGAUAAGACUGCUGAAGAGUUGUACAUGCUCUAUGUAUCACAUCCAUUGUAUUUAUCAUCAAAUAUUCCUGAAAAUGUCUUUGAAUGUUUCGAAUUUGACGGAAGAUACGUUCAGUUGCUUGAAAUAAACCGAGAUGAUACUCUUGGAACUAUCGUUAAUCGGUUGAAUACGGAAUUAAAAAUGACUUUUGCCUUAUUCUUCUCGAUCAACCGUGUUGACUUAAUUGACGAUCCCAAUUUCUCUGAUUUCUUUAGUCACCCGAAUGGAUGCUUUAUUUAUUCCAUUCAAUGUUAG
Molecule: messenger RNA, 1887 nt
Organism: Trichomonas vaginalis G3
Lineage: Eukaryota; Parabasalia; Trichomonadida; Trichomonadidae
Product: cysteine proteinases family
Exons: 1
Coding region: 1-1887 (628 amino acids)
Biological process (GO): protein deubiquitination
Cellular component (GO): cytosol; nucleus
Molecular function (GO): cysteine-type endopeptidase activity; cysteine-type deubiquitinase activity
Source: RefSeq, a predicted model, not a curated record